This is a messenger RNA of Myodes glareolus (Bank vole), 2622 nucleotides long. It is a transcript of the gene Spatc1, whose product is annotated as spermatogenesis and centriole associated 1. Gene Ontology annotation, cellular component: centrosome. Lineage: Eukaryota; Metazoa; Chordata; Mammalia; Rodentia; Cricetidae. The record is from RefSeq and is a predicted model, not a curated record.
ACGUCAGCCACGUCAACCCUGGCAAUCAUGGAGUAACAGAGGGUACUGCCGGACCACCAUCACGUCCUAUUUUAGAUUCUUGAAAGAAUGAAACUCGGGAAGAUUUAAGGACCCAAGAAACAGAAACCUGGGUGCAAAAGAAGUACCAUGACAGACGGGAGUGAGGGGACCUGUGUCAGGAAUGGAAACCCUUAAGCUGUGGGGAGCCUGUGCUUGGAUAAAAGAGACCCUGGGCCAAGAGCUAGGGAAGGAAUGGAGCACUUGUGGCUGGAAGAAAUUAUGGGCCAAUGUCCCGGCAUCCAAGUCAGAGAUUCCUCAGGAGAUAGCUGACAGACGAAAACCAAGCAUGCCCUAUAUCCAAAGGAAAGGGCACCCUGACUAGGAAGGCAGAAUAAUGAACGUUCAUCAAUAAAUAGUCAACAAGGCUGGACGGUGGUGUGGUGGCACACACCUUUAAUCCCAGGCAAAGGCAGGCAGAUCUCUGUGAGUUCAAGGCCAGCCUGGUCUACGAGAGUUAGUUUCAGGACAGGCUACAAAACUACAGUGAAACUCUGUCUCGAAAAAACAAACAAACAAACAAAAAACAAUAGUCAACAAAUGCCUGUACCAAGAUGUGCCCCUGAGGUGUUUUGAGCGCCCUCGGGAAGUACAGCGCCGGCACUGUGUAUCCAGCAGAACGCAGUGAGGGCUCAUCUCCCAGGCACAAGGUGUUUUCCUGUCCCCAGCCCCAGCAGCAGCAAAGGAGCCAGGCAUGGAAGACAUGGGAAUGGUGGCCCUGGCCCCUCUGACUGAUGUGCUGAACAGCCCACAGCUCAGUCCUGCAGCAGGCUCCCUUAUCAGCCCCCUGGGAGCCCCCCUUAAUCCCCUGCUCUCCGGCCAAAUGCCCCUGCAGCCAAACAGUCAGUUUGCCAGUCUUGUGCCAUGCCCCCUGACCAAUUCCAUUGGAGUUUCCCCAGGGGCCACCUUGACCAAUUCUCUGGGCUUACCCACGACAGGACCCCUGAACGGUCACUUGAGCAGUCCCAUGGCUGUCCACCCUGGGACCACUCUGGCCAGCUCCCUGGGUCUGACUUCAGCUGGCUCCCUGACGACCAGCAGCCGCCUGGCAGGCCCACUGGCUGUAUCUCAGAGCAGCCCCCUCAUGGCUCCCCUGGCAGGCACAGUGGCAGUCUCUCUGAGCAGCCCCCUGCUGUCCCCCACCACUGCCCCUCUAGGUGUUUCUCAGAACAUACUGCCCAACCCCAUAAACAACCUAGGGCUGUCAGAGGCCCCAAGGGUGCGGUUGGCGGAGCCAGCCCGAGGAAGCCUCUCAGGAGCCUCAGCCGGUGCAGGACCAGCCACCACCUCCAAAGUCACCGGUGAGCACCCCCAGCCGACCCAGGACUCAGAGCCCCUCAACAUGAUGUUUGUGGGUGCACCCCUCCAGAUCUCCACCCCCAUGAGCACCAUCGCCACAUCCAGUCCCACAACAAAUUUUUAUGCCACCUCGGAUACUCGGACCCAGACGGGUGUUCUCCAGGGACAAAUGACCCUCGUUUCUCUCCCAAACUCCCCAACAGGCUCUCCUACUUGCACAGUCCCCAACUCUGUCCCGACACCUGCCCCACAAGGUACUGGAAACUAUUCCCCUUCAAGAAAUUCCCACUCCAACUCCACCACCAGGGUGCACCAAUCUCCUACCCGGCCUGUGCCCAAUCCCCAUUCUCCUCCACGCAAUCCCCACUCCCCGUCCCGCACCUCAUCUUCUCCGGCUUCAGUCAAUGACACCCGGGGUGCACGCACCGUGGAACAGUCUCGGAAGAGUGUGCUGGAGAUGGAGCGGAAGGUGUCCCAUCGCAAGUCUAGCAAGUUCCCUGACCCUCCCCGAGACUCAAAGCAACUAGCCUGGGAGAGGCUAGUGGGGGAGAUCGCCUUCCAGUUAGACCGAAGAAUCCUAUCCAGCAUCUUCCCAGAGCGCGUGCGCCUCUACGGCUUCACUGUCUCCAACAUUCCUGAGAAGAUCAUCCAGGCCUCCCUAAACCCCAGUAACCACAAGCUGGAUGAGGACCUCUGCCAGACCCUCACGCAGCGCUAUGUGAGCAUCAUGAACAGGCUGCAGAGUCUGGGCUACAAUGGACGGGUGCAUCCAGCGCUGACGGAGCAGCUGGUGAAUGCGUAUGGCAUCUUGCGCGAGCGGCCUGAGCUGGCAGCGUCUGAAGGUGGCUCCUACACUGUGGACUUCUUGCAGCGUGUACUGGUGGAAACCGUGCACCCCAGCAUGCUCACCGAUGCGCUCCUGCUGCUGUCCUGCCUUAACCAGCUGGCCCAUGACGACGGCAAACCCAUGUUCAUCUGGUAGCAACACUGGUGCCCGGCUGGCCCAGGCUCACUUCGCCCUGCAGGCUGUCGUGCAUGGCCAUUAAAGUUUCCCACAGACACAAGUCACUGGCCCAUGCCACACCUACCUGCUCCUGUGGGGUACCUCACUAAGUACAUUCAGUUUUGUCGGUCCUGGAGGGCCACAUUCACAUUACAGGCACCUGGAGAGAUUGCUCAGAUCAAGGCUCAGAUGCUGUCUUUCUGCAGGGAUUGAAUGGAAAGCCCCAGGUUCCCUUCCACUUGAUAAUGAAAGGAGAAGUUCUG